UCGACAACAGAGAUCAUAUUCCUCCUAAUAAAAACACCUUUCAUUUCUAACAACACAAAAUCAUAACAACACUUGUGAUUACUAUAUUUUAAGUGUUUCUUUACUUUCUUUCUCAGAGACCAUAAGAAAGUGAACAUGGUAAAAACAAAUGUGGAGAAACCUGCGGCGGAACGAAGUGAUUCAUUGUUCCGAGGAGUGAGGAAGAGGAAGUGGGGAAAAUAUGUGUCGGAAAUUAGAUUACCAAACAGCCGUGAAAGAAUAUGGUUAGGCUCUUAUGAUUCUGCUGAAAAAGCGGCGCGUGCAUUUGACGCCGCUACGUUCUGCUUACGUGGCAGUGGUGCCAAGUUCAAUUUCCCAAAUAAUCCACCGCAUAUUGCCGGAGGAAGUUCCAUGACCCAUUCUGAGAUUCAAGCAGCCGCCGCCCGUUUUGCGAAUUCCGAGCCGUAUAAUGAAUAUUCGGGUCAACCGGAUAAUACUCCUGAUGAAACACCAUCUUCGUCGGUGGGGACACCAAUCACACCGUUGUUGCCUAUGGAGUUGCCAUCUCCUGCUCUUUCUGAGGCGACAGUUCAAACAGAGAGUGACUUAACAGACCACGGAUUGUUUAGGGAUAUAUCGGAUAACGAGAUGUUUAGAGAUUUGUUUUCAGACACUGGAUCGGGUUACACAAUGUUUCCAGGUUUUGAUGAUCUUUGUGGCGACUUCUACGUGCCGGAGUUUACAAAUUUUGAUUAUGAACAAGAGAACAUGGACGAGUUGAUAAUUCACGAUUCCUUUUUAUGGAGUUUCUAAAUAAUUUCAUGGAGUUUCUACGCGGCAGUGCUGCAUGGAUUUUUACCCAGAUUCAAAACCGGGUUAGGGUGGGUCAGUUUUUUUUAUUUUUUUUAUCAUGUGCUUCACAAAUUUCUUUGUCAAAUUUUUGCCGAGACAAUUCGGUUUUGAUUUUUGUGGAAUGUAAAGUGGUCUAAUGAUGUAAAUUUUCCCCCUCGCAUAGUACCUUAGGUUCAACCGCAGUUAAAUAGGAUGAUAAAUAAAUAUUUUAUGGCUUAUUUGAAUGUAUUGUGAUAAGGAGUGCAUGCAUGUUGUUGAUUUUAGAUGUCCAUAUAACAAAACUCAUAUUAAUACAAAUACAAUUUUUCAUGUCAAAUUCACAUCAAAUAUAUCUUUCUCCCAAAUCAAUGGGAUCUAGGAUAAGAACAGAAUUGUGUGGUGAUUUCUAACUUCUGGGACUUUUGUUUGAUC
This is a messenger RNA of Vicia villosa (hairy vetch), 1242 nucleotides long. Its product is annotated as ethylene-responsive transcription factor ERF017-like. The coding region runs from base 136 to 792 and encodes 218 amino acids. Gene Ontology annotation, biological process: regulation of DNA-templated transcription. Gene Ontology annotation, molecular function: DNA binding; DNA-binding transcription factor activity. The transcript has a single exon. Lineage: Eukaryota; Viridiplantae; Streptophyta; Magnoliopsida; Fabales; Fabaceae. The record is from RefSeq and is a predicted model, not a curated record.